UUCCGUCACUACCGAUUCGUUAUCGAUAAGAGCCUAUUCGGCGCGAGCCUGUGAUUGUUUUGGCGGGACCGACAUGGCGAUGGGCGAAACAAAGAAUACCCAUCAAACUAACAACGAGUUCUAUAUCGGGCUCAAGGGCACCUUUACUGACUCAGUCGUCCAGCCCAACAACACAAGGACAGCAAGAUGGACCCCGCCGCGCACCGGCGCAUCGAGCUGCAGUCUCCCGAGGACCUGACGUACCUAGUAGACAACGUCCGCCGCGCCGCCGCAGACAGCAUCAACACGGCCUUUCCGCCCGUAGAUAACCUGCCCGACGGGCAGGAAGACGAGCUGCGCAACCGCAUCGAGCAACUCGUCAAUGAUUACAUCCUCAAAACCUUCACCCUCGCCGCUCCGAACCUAACAAUCAACGGACUCCCCUUAUCCAACCCCGCUGCCCUCUUGACCCCCUCCUCCUCCAACGACCGUGACCCAGCCACACAACAACGACAACCCCGAGUUCACUACGAAUACGAACCCUUCGACCCGCGCAAGCGCGACCGCAUCGAGCAGCUCAUCUCGGAGGAAGAAGACUUGCUGCGGUCCAUCGCCUUGCUAAAGCGGCGCGCGCCGCAGGCCACGGCGGCGCGUUGGUCGGAUGCGACGCGCGCCGGCAUCGAUGCCGACGAGGAGCUUCUAAAGCUAGUCUGCGAGCGCGUCGCGGAGGAAGGGAGCGUCAGCGGGAAGAAGGCGCUGGAAGGCAUGGGCCCCCUCGAGAGGCAGGAGGACGUAGAGGGGAGGUGGGAUGAGGCAGUCGCGGGGCUGGGGCGGUUGAAGAGGGAUAUGCCGGCGGCGGUGGCUAAGAUGGAGCGGGCCAGAGUUGCGGCGGGGUAUGUCAGCGGUGGGAGGUGAGGGUUUUGAGGAUGGGG
This is a messenger RNA of Parathielavia appendiculata, 911 nucleotides long. RefSeq lists its product as uncharacterized. Bases 187 to 894 code for a protein of 235 amino acids. NCBI's taxonomy places the organism in Eukaryota, Fungi, Ascomycota, Sordariomycetes, Sordariales, Chaetomiaceae. The transcript has 2 exons. Gene Ontology annotation, cellular component: MIS12/MIND type complex; kinetochore. Gene Ontology annotation, biological process: mitotic sister chromatid segregation. The record is from RefSeq and is a predicted model, not a curated record.